GUUUUCCGCCAUUUUCCUUCUGGUCAGAAACGCCGUGUCUUUGUUUUCACUUCUCUCUUUUCUUCCAUCAUUCCGACAAAACUACCGCAGCAGCCAUGGCGUAUAAGGGGCAGAAAGUGCAGAAGGUUAUGGUGCAGCCGAUCAAUUUGAUCUUCAGAUAUCUGCAAAACCGCUCCCGUAUCCAGAUCUGGCUGUACGAGCAGACUAACAUGAGAAUCGAGGGACACAUCAUCGGUUUUGAUGAGUACAUGAACCUGGUGCUGGAUGAUGCUGAGGAGAUUCACCUCAAAACCAAGAACAGGAAGCCGCUGGGUCGGAUUCUUCUGAAGGGAGACAACAUCACCUUGAUACAGAGUGUGAACUCUUAGUGUGUAAACCUUCCCUCUAACCAUUGUCAUAGACUAGCCUGUACAUCCUCUAUACUCAGUAUAUAUUGCAAUCUUGUGUUAUGUACUUUGAACAGUAUAUCAUUUCUAGUGUAUGGAGUACUUUUGUGUUAGCUUGGAUGUAUUGAAGAUAUCAAGAAAAAAAUCCUCGGUAAAUUUUAUUUUCUGAAGAAGAAAUUCAGUUGUAGUUCCAUUGUAUUUUCUUUGUGGGUGAACCCAACCUGUUAUAAGAAAUAUACAGGUCAGAUGCUUUCAAGGUUUCUUUAUUCCCAAGUCAAUAGCGAGAUACAAAACUGAUCUGUACUAGACACUAUCAAGGUACUGUAGUUACUGCUAAUACAGGGAGGAAAAGUGAACUGAGGUUUGCCUAUAGCCUCAGCAAUGUGGCAUAAGGACCACAUUGGUGACUCAUUGAUUGUUUGACAAGUUGGGGUAAGCAGGAAGUAUGGUUCGAAAAGCCAGACCAGACUUUUUUGGUCAGUUUCAGUAAGGCCAGAAAGUAUAGUACACGAGACCACUAUUGCUGUAUCAAGAACAAUGUGAAGUUUUUUGUCGCAAUUACUUGUACUUGUAAACUGAACAUUGAUUUGACCUAUUUUGAAAGCACAGACAUUGUGGCCCCAUUGUGACUUACCACAGAAAGGCAUUGUGUUGCAUUGUAAGAAUCGGCAUUACACUAAAGCAAGGUGUCGUUCUAUUGUCCGUACUUCAGUUUCAUAGCAUCAUUCAAGGCCUGCUAACAUAUCUGAUGUCUGUGCUUCUGACUCAGUUUUUUUAUCAAUGGUUUAUUCUGGAAAAGUUUUCACCUUCACUGCUUUGUCUAACUCACCCUCCCCUCCAUGGUCAAUGUUGAGAAGGGAAACCGGAGUUUUUCUACACAAUAAAACACCUAUUUGGUGAAUACUGGUUGUAUUUUUUUAAUCUAGAAGUUGAGCAGUUGAAUACAAUUUAUCAUUUAUUUUACCAGGAAUGUUAAGAACAUACCACCAC
Branchiostoma belcheri (Belcher's lancelet) is the source of this 1376-nucleotide messenger RNA. RefSeq names its product small nuclear ribonucleoprotein E. The transcript is spliced from 5 exons. The coding region runs from base 96 to 368 and encodes 90 amino acids. The record is from RefSeq and is a predicted model, not a curated record. NCBI's taxonomy places the organism in Eukaryota, Metazoa, Chordata, Leptocardii, Amphioxiformes, Branchiostomatidae. Gene Ontology annotation, molecular function: RNA binding. Gene Ontology annotation, cellular component: U2 snRNP; U4 snRNP; U4/U6 x U5 tri-snRNP complex. Gene Ontology annotation, biological process: mRNA splicing, via spliceosome; spliceosomal snRNP assembly.